Talpa occidentalis (Iberian mole) is the source of this 1510-nucleotide messenger RNA. It is a transcript of the gene VWC2L, whose product is annotated as von Willebrand factor C domain containing 2 like. The record is from RefSeq and is a predicted model, not a curated record. Bases 841 to 1404 code for a protein of 187 amino acids. The transcript has 5 exons. Gene Ontology annotation, molecular function: protein binding. Gene Ontology annotation, cellular component: AMPA glutamate receptor complex. Gene Ontology annotation, biological process: negative regulation of BMP signaling pathway. Lineage: Eukaryota; Metazoa; Chordata; Mammalia; Eulipotyphla; Talpidae.
UAUCUAGGCUCUCUGGCAUUCUCUGCUUCUCUUGUGGUUCUUCUCGUUCACUCUUCUUCUCUCAGCUUCUCUGCUCCUGCUGGCGUCCCCGUGACGCCGCCCUUAAAAGCCCAGGUGUACCCACUUCAGGCGCCCGCCAUCAGGCAUGCAUUCAGGACCACAGGGUUCCCUCAUCUAUCCUAAUGGCGGGAGGGCAGAAAAACCUGAUACUUUUACCUUACCUACAGACUCCCACACCCCCAAAUAAGAAGCAGCAUACAUGACCUAGAACCUGUGAAUGUGAUUUUAUUUGGACAAGGGUUUUUUUUUUUUUAUAUGUAAUUAAGUUAAGGAGCUGGAGAGCAGCCUGGAUCACACAGGUGAUCCCUAUAGCCCAUUAACAAGCGUCCUUAUAAAAGAAAGAAGAUGCCCAGAGGAGGAAGCAAGGUGAAGACCACGGAGGUGAAGCCUAGCACGACUGAUGCAGCCACAGGUCGUGACUGCUAGCAAUGACCAAAGAUAGAAAAAGCCCUCAAGCCUCCUGGGCGAGAAUGACCCUGCUGGCACCUGCUUUCAGACUUCUGACCUUCAGAACCGGAGGGAGACUGCUUCUUGACUGUGUUUUGAAAUGGGAGGUAGAAUGGAUUACCUUUAAUUCAUGCCUGAAAAUGUAUUCUUUGGAAAACUGAAGAGGAACUGCUUUCCUAAAACACACCUGGAUCUUUUCGUUAAUAUUGUUCUGUGACCCCCCCCCACCACCAUUAACCUCCAGAGUGAUUAGCCCACCCCUCUUGUAUGCCCAUGGAAGGAGCUGAACAUAUUUAAUAUUAGGAGCACAUCCAGAAGCCUUUGAGGAGGGGAAUGGCUCUUCAUAUUCAUGAAGCUUACAUACUUCUGUUGGUCAUCCCUGGAUUAGUCACCUCUGCUGCCAUCAGUCAUGAAGACUAUCCUGCUGAUGACAGUGACCAGACCUCUAGUAAUGAUAAUCUGAUCUUUGAUGACUAUCGAGGGAAAGGGUGUGUGGAUGACAGUGGCUUUGUAUACAAGUUGGGAGAACGAUUUUUCCCAGGGCAUUCCAACUGUCCAUGUGUCUGUGCUCUGGAUGGACCUGUUUGUGACCAGCCAGAAUGCCCUAAAAUUCACCCAAAGUGUACUAAAGUAGAACACAAUGGAUGCUGUCCUGAGUGCAAAGAAGUGAAAAACUUUUGUGAAUAUCAUGGAAAAAAUUACAAAAUCUUGGAGGAAUUUAAGCCCUCUCCAUGUGAAUGGUGUCGCUGUGAGCCCAGCAAUGAAGUUCACUGUGUUGUAGCAGACUGCGCAGUUCCUGAGUGUGUCAACCCAGUCUAUGAACCAGAGCAAUGUUGUCCUGUCUGCAAAAAUGGUGGAAUAAAGAAAGUUCUGGAAGAAUACACAGCAAAUUUUUAACAGUGAUCCAGUGAUCAGAAGAGUAAUUAAAGAGUAGAAGUAAGAAGGUAGUAGCAGUGGCCCUUGGCUUUUCACUUCAUGGAUCUUUUUACUGACCUCUUUAUUU